AUGAAUUCAACUUACGAUAUCAGACGAAGAAACAUAUUGACUACAGUUGUUCCUGUUGAAGAUAUCGUACAACAAUAUCCUCCUUUAUCCACACUUAAAGGGAUUCGCCAUGAAUACUGCAGAGUGAUGAGAGAUGAUUGUGCCGUUAAAGACAUGAAGUCUUCAUUCUCUACUUAUCGAAAAGCAAUCUUAAAGUACUGUAAAGAAUUAUAUCGAAAAAGUCCAUUCAUCAAGAAUACUUUAAGGUGCCUAGAAAAAGCAGUAUCAGAAGGAAUAGAGGACUCCUCCGACUUUGAAACGACAAGUUCAGUGAUGCUGUUAGUCCAUUUGCUAACCAAGAAAACGUCUGAAAACAGCCUGAUGGAAAUGCUGUCGGAAGAUGAUGAUUUGCCUAACAAAAUAACCCGCACCACCUAUCCACGGGUUUUGGUUAUUGGUGAAAACAUACUGAAGCCUGACAGGCUACUAUUGUGCGUCGAAGGACGACAACUCGUUGACGUAACUUCAUUUUCUUUAGACACAGUCCUUUUUACGCUCUAUGCAACAUACUAUGUAUUUUCUAUAGCUUAUCCACAAGAUGAUAAGGAUGUAUUUCUUUUUAUUGAUUCCGUUUUUGUUGGGUUGCAGCACACUGCUAUCAAUAGAAUUAGCUUGCAAAAAUUUAUUAAAGCUCUUGCCAGUUUAAAGUAAGCAUUAAGUGGACAUUUAAACCAUUACACUGGACAUUUAGAC
Molecule: messenger RNA, 732 nt
Organism: Xenia sp. Carnegie-2017
Lineage: Eukaryota; Metazoa; Cnidaria; Anthozoa; Malacalcyonacea; Xeniidae
Exons: 4
Coding region: 1-690 (229 amino acids)
Source: RefSeq, a predicted model, not a curated record